AUGAGGAUGAAGAUGGCCCUGGUUUUCCUGCCGUUUCUUCUCUUCUCCUCUGUUUCCAUGAAUCAGAUGGACUCAGACAGAAAGAUCUCCGCUGUCCAUCCUGAGGGGAACGUCCACACUGCCCUGGCAAAGAUGGCUGCUGCCCUGGCUGCCCUGAAGAGCAAAGUCUCUGUUCUGGAGCAGGAGACUGAAGAGCAAAAAGAAGAGCUGGAGAAUGUGACGACCUGGAGGGAACAGAAGAAGGAUGAAAUAUCCACACUGAAGAAUAACAUUGAAGGACAGGAGUGGAAGCGGGUUCAGGUAGACGCUCAAGAGAAGAAUCUGAUUUCUCUGACUGACAACCUAAAGCAGCAACUUCAAGUUUCAGCCAACAAAGUGGCUUUUUCAGCCUCUUUAUUGAAUGAGACUGAUACAUAUACCGGACCCUUCGCCAUACUCACCACCUUGGUCUUCAAGCACGUCGUCACAAACAUCGGAGACGCCUACAACCCGCAGACAGGAGUUUUUACAGCCCCACUGAGAGGAGCUUACCACUUUCAGUGGUGCAUCAGCUCCUACGAAGAUGAAACCACAGCAGCAGUGUUGGUGAAGAAUGACCAGCAAGUUUUCAGUGCAUGGGAGUACAGAGGCUUUUUCACGACCAUGAAUGACGACAUGGGCGUUAGCAGUGCUUCUAACGGCGCCUCACUGCUGCUGGAGGAAGGAGACGCCGUUUCUCUUCGUCUGUUUCCCCUCUGUGUCAUCUUCGACUACGGACUGCACAUCUCCUCCUUCAGUGGUCAUCUGCUGUUCCCAAUGUGAGACAGGAUAACCAGCGCUAACGAGACGCUAACCUCAGCCAGGGCCGUCUGGUUUCAGGUCAUCCAUGAUCAUCUGCCUGUCAGGCUGUAGAGUGAAGUCUCUAAAAGCUAAACUAUUCCUAAUCUGCAUCCAGAUGAUCAGAUUUCAUCUGUAAAUCCUGAUUUCUUCCUGUUCAGAUGUGCAACAUUUCCUUCUCUUCUGUUUGGGUUCAGAUAAUAAAGCGUAUCAAAGCA
Poecilia latipinna (sailfin molly) is the source of this 1034-nucleotide messenger RNA. RefSeq names its product cerebellin-2-like. Bases 1 to 801 code for a protein of 266 amino acids. The record is from RefSeq and is a predicted model, not a curated record. Gene Ontology annotation, molecular function: protein binding. NCBI's taxonomy places the organism in Eukaryota, Metazoa, Chordata, Actinopteri, Cyprinodontiformes, Poeciliidae. The transcript has 5 exons.